Molecule: messenger RNA, 672 nt
Organism: Symbiodinium natans
Lineage: Eukaryota; Dinophyceae; Suessiales; Symbiodiniaceae
Source: the annotation of a GenBank genome assembly
AUGGUGAGCCACGGUACUCUGGGAGCCUUGCGCAGCCUGGGGCUGGAGGUUGCGCAGUCGAGUCCUUGCGUGCUCUGCGGGCCAAAGGCGCCGCGACUGCGGGGGCUCUGCACAUCGCCCCGGCGAGGCGCCGAAGAUCGUGGAAGCGCCCCCCCUGAGUCUCCUCCAUCGCUGCAGACACCGGCUACUCUCUUCUUGGAAAGCCUGUCGGUGACUUUCCAGCAGCACGCUGUGUCCAAGGAGGACAUGCGCGAGGGAGAGUCGGUGACACAGUCCUUUGCAAGGCAGGUAGGGCUCCAGGACGACUCGUCGAUGGUCAAGACCAUGGUGUUUGACAUCGACAAGGGUGCCGCGCAGGAGCCUAUCUUUGUGUUGCAGCAUGGGAACAAGAAGGUCGACACGAAGCGCUUGGCUGCUGCUGCGGGCGUCAAGCGUGACCACGUGAAGCCCACGAAGCCCGAGCGCGCGACGGCUUUCACAGGUUAUGUGUUUGGUGGCACGACGGUGUUCGGCAGCAACACGCAGCUGAAGACCUAUGUAGAGACGUCGAUAUUUAACCUGGAGACUGUCUAUGUUAACGGUGGCAGCACCAGCUUGUGCCUUUCCAUGAGCAGCGCCGACUUCGAGCGCGCCUUGGGUGAAUGCACAAGGGUGGAAGUGGCUGGCGGCUGA